CUCCUCAUCCAUUGUUUCGUGCGUUAAGCGUGAUCACAGCUUUCACUGAGAGCGCUUGCGUUCGUGAUUCCUUCUCAGCGAAGGCAUUCCCAUCUGGAGUGCUCUUCUGCUAAUUGUUUUUAGUUUUCGUUGAUUUUAUCAAGCUCUUGCCUUGUUCAUUAAGGUUUCUUCGAGGCUUCGAAGUAUCUUCUCUCGGCGGCAACGCUUGUACUGUAAUCAGGUGCUCAACAAUGACUGUCACACCAAAAAUCUCCGUCAACGAUGGGAAGCUGGUUGUUCACGGCAAGACGAUCCUCACUGGAGUGCCAGACAACGUUGUCUUGACUCCAGCUUCAGGGGUGGGGCUUGUUGAAGGUGCAUUCAUUGGUGCUGCUGCUUCUCACACCAAAAGUUUCCACGUCUUUCCCGUGGGUGUUUUAGAGGAUCUCCGUUUCAUGUGCUGCUUCCGGUUCAAAUUAUGGUGGAUGACACAGAGAAUGGGAAAAUGUGGAAAAGAUAUUCCUCUGGAGACUCAAUUCAUGCUCAUCGAGAGCAAGGAUGGAGGUGAAGGAGUCUAUCAAGAUGAUUCCCAGACUGUCUACACAGUCUUCCUUCCUCUCCUUGAGGGCCAGUUCCGUGCUGCUCUGCAAGGCAACGAGAAGAAUGAGCUAGAGAUUUGCCUUGAGAGUGGAGAUAAUGCUGUUGAAACAAACCAAGGCCUUUACCUUGUCUACAUGCAUGCUGGGACCAACCCCUUUGAAGUCAUCAACCAGGCAGUAAAGGCUGUUGAAAAACACAUGCAAACUUUUCUUCAUCGUGAAAAGAAAAAGUUGCCUUCUUUUAUUGAUUGGUUUGGCUGGUGCACAUGGGAUGCUUUCUACACAGAUGUCACGGCCGAGGGUGUUGAAGAAGGCCUUGCAAGCUUAUCGAAGGGAGGAACUCCUCCACGAUUUUUAAUCAUAGAUGAUGGUUGGCAACAAAUUGAAAAGAAAGAGACGGAAGCUGAUUGCCUUGUACAAGAAGGAGCACAGUUUGCAAGUCGACUCAGUGGCAUCAAAGAGAAUUCCAAAUUCCAGAAGAAUGGACAAAACAAUGAGCCUAGCUCAGGUUUGAAGCAUGUUGUGGAGGAUGCUAAGAAACGUCACAACGUGAAGUAUGUGUAUGUGUGGCAUGCUCUGGCUGGCUACUGGGGAGGUGUAAAACCUGCAGCCGCUGGCAUGGAACAUUAUGACUCGGCAUUGGCAUACCCAGUCUCAUCCCCUGGUGUGCUAGGCAACCAACCAGACAUUGUUAUGGAUAGCCUUGCUGUUCACGGGCUUGGUUUGGUUCAUCCAAGGAAAGUUUUUAACUUCUACAAUGAGCUCCAUUCAUACUUGGCAUCCUGUGGAGUAGAUGGAGUGAAAGUUGAUGUCCAGAAUAUCAUUGAGACUCUUGGUGCUGGUCAUGGCGGAAGAGUAUCUCUCACUCGUGCCUACGUCCAAGGUCUGGAAGCUUCAAUUGCACGCAACUUCACCGACAAUGGCUGCAUUGCGUGCAUGUGUCAUAACACCGAUGGAAUCUAUAGUUCCAAGCAGACGGCCAUAGUGAGAGCCUCUGAUGAUUAUUAUCCUCGAGAUCCUGCUUCCCAUACCAUUCACAUUUCCUCUGUGGCUUACAAUACUCUCUUCCUUGGAGAAUUUAUGCAACCUGACUGGGAUAUGUUCCAUAGUUUGCAUCCAACUGCAGAUUAUCAUGCUGCAGCUCGGGCAAUUGGUGGGUGUCCAAUAUAUGUGAGUGAUAAGCCUGGCAACCACAACUUUGAACUUUUGAAGAAGCUGGUCCUUCCUGAUGGAACAGUUCUUCGUGCCCAACUACCUGGCAGACCCACUCGUGAUUGUCUCUUUGCUGAUCCUGCUAGAGAUGGGACCAGCUUGCUGAAGGUGUGGAAUGCAAACAAGUGCAGUGGGGUUGUCGGGAUUUUCAAUUGUCAAGGUGCUGGUUGGUGUAAGGUCGAGAAGAAGACCCGCAUCCAUGAUGCAUCUCCUGGUACUCUGACAGGUUCCGUCCGUGCCACUGAUGUUGAUGUCAUUGCUCAAGUUGGUGGUGCUGAUUGGGAAGGGGAGACAGUAGUCUAUGCUUAUAGAUCAGGAGAGGUGAUUCGGUUACCGAAAGGCUCUUCAGUGCCAGUAACACUUCAGGUUAUGGAGUAUGAACUCUUCCAUUUUUGCCCACUCAAGGAGGUCACUGCCAACAUUUCCUUUGCACCAAUAGGCCUGCUUGAUAUGUUCAACUCUGGUGGUGCUGUGGAGCGGUUUGACAUUCAUUUGACUGAAAAGAAACCAGAGCUCUUUGACGGUGAAGUCUCAUCAGAGAUGACAAUUCCACUCAGUGAAGGCCGUUCUCCCACAGCAACAAUUGCACUCAAGGUCCGGGGUUGUGGACGCUUUGGUGCUUACUCUUCUCAAUGCCCACUUAAAUGCACUGUACUUGAUGUUGAAACCGAGUUCAGCUAUGACCCUGUGACUGGAUUAGUGUCCCUCACUCUUCCAGUGCCAGAGGAGGAGAUGUACAGAUGGCCCGUUGAGAUCCAAGUUUAAGUUAAUCCAGAUUGUGAUUUUAGAUGUUGUAAUCGAGAGCGCGUUGGGGGUAUUGCCCCCUCACUUGGGUGGGAUGACAUCAAGUGCUGAUCUAUAAGUAUUCAGGGAUAAGAGUGAGGGAGUCUCACAUUUAAGAGUUUAGAUGCUCUGCUGCUGCUGCAGCUCCAGCUCCAGUGCCGUUUGGUCGGUUUUCUCAGUAUUAAGUAAUAACAAUGCCCUCUCUGAAAUUUGUGGUUUCCUGGUUAUGAUGUAAAAUUGCAGUAAUAAAAAUGGUCUUUUUAAAUUCCAAUAUGAGUUGGUCCUUUUCUCUU
This is a messenger RNA of Tripterygium wilfordii, 2866 nucleotides long. Its product is annotated as probable galactinol--sucrose galactosyltransferase 2. The record is from RefSeq and is a predicted model, not a curated record. The transcript is spliced from 14 exons. Bases 231 to 2555 code for a protein of 774 amino acids. Lineage: Eukaryota; Viridiplantae; Streptophyta; Magnoliopsida; Celastrales; Celastraceae. Gene Ontology annotation, molecular function: raffinose alpha-galactosidase activity.